GGCUGUCAUGGUGGCAGCUUGGGUUUGCCAAACACCCUUGCUGACCACCAUGCCCUGGCAUGAGGGAGGCAUGCUUUGGGCUAAGAGGAAGGUUGGAUUUGUUCCAGCCCGGCUGAUUGUUUGGUUGGGCGAUGGCCCAUGCAUUGUCAAGGUGCUUGGGCAUGCUACUGAUGGCCCAAGAGCUGCUGUGGGGCGCAUGGGUGCUGGGAUGGCUUGUGUGAGUGGGCUGGGCGUGGCCCAGGCCCUUUGUAUGCUUGUCUGUCUGACCAUGGUGCUGUGUGCUGCUGAGAGGGGCCACAUGGCGCCCAAGAUGUCCUUGAGAAAUGCUGGAGAAGUGCCUGCAGGCAGUGGCCACGUGGUGGCACUGCCCUGUCCAAGUUAUGGUGCUGUUUGACUAAGGCAUGGUGUGGCUUGCUGCACCAGCCACAUGGCGCCCCUGCCUUGCCUUGCUGGAGAGAACCUGCUAUGCCAUGGUUCAAUGAUGACCUUGCAGUGGAGCUGGGAUGCUAGAACAAGCUUGAGUGUGGCAGUGGGCUUGUGUGGGGCGCUGGCCAAGCCCCUUGCCUGAUGAUGGCCUGCUACAGUGGGCAGCAUGGUGUUCUACCAUGCUUGCAAGUGUGCCUGCAAGGGCUGCCUUGGGGCAGCAAGCAAAGCAAGGGCAGUGGGCGAAUUCAAAUGGACCAGGGAGCACGAUCCAGGUGGCAAGUUGCUGCUGGAAGUGACCUUGUUGCACCAUGCUGUGGGCUGCAGCCAGGUGGCAGCCCACAGCAGCAAAGCUCUCCCUCCUGGUGGCUAUAAGAGGGCUGCUGGGGCUCUCAUUCAAAGGAAGCUGGAAGCUACAUUGUGAAGGAGUCUUGUGAGGGAGCUGCUGUGAGGAAACAUGAGUGCAUGUGAUUUCCUAUUGUAAGCCUUGGUGGCUGAGUUCAUAUUGUGGCUAAGGGUUCCAUUGUGUUGUAAGGGCCCUGGUCAUUGUCUUUGUACAUUCGGUUUGGUUGAGUGUAAAAGUUGGGAGGUGUUGCUCCUGUAAAAUUCUGUUGUGUUGUGAUUACCCUUCCCUAACCUCUGUUGGUGUGUUGGCUGCCUUGGCACUGCUUGGUGCUUUGCUAAGGGCCAUCACGUGGCUUGUUUGGUGCGAAAAAUUUGCCCCGUGACAAUUGGUAUCAGAGCACGGUUGGGGUCAUGGCAGGUGGCUCUACACAAGACUUGCGGGAAAGAGUAGCCAGGCUUGAAGCCUUGCUAGGUGUUCCUGUGGAGGAGUCCUCCUCCACUACUAUUAUGGAGCAGUUGGCUGCUGCUCAGAAGUCUAUCUCAGACUUGCAGUCGUCCCUUGAUGCCCAUAGUGCAAGGGCCUUGCAACGGUUGGAAGAAAGAGCUGAGGAGCAAGCUGACCUUGCAGCUCACCGGUUUGAAGGUAUGGGUGAAGAGAUCGAGUCCAUGCAAGAUGAUAUCAAAGGGUUUUCAGCCCGCUUUGAUGCUGAGUUAGACAUUCUCAAAAGGGCUAUCCGUGGCUUACCUACUGGUGGGGAGGCCACGGCCAAGCUGAAGGUUCCAGAACCUAAGCCCUUUGGGGGUGCUAGAAGUGCUAAGGAGUUGGAAAACUUCCUAUGGGAUAUGGAGCAGUAUUUUCGGGCUGCUCGUAUUCCAGAAACAGAACGUGUCACCAUCACCACCAUGUAUCUGGAUGGCGAUGCAAAGCUAUGGUGGCGUACCAGGGAAGAUGACGAUUCUGGUAGGCCAAAGAUCACCAACUGGGAAGCACUUCGAAAGGAGCUGAGAGAUCAGUUUCUUCCUUGCAACACUGCAUGGGUUGCAAGGGACUCCCUCAAGAAGUUGAAGCACACAACCUCAGUAAGGGAGUAUGUGAAACAGUUUAGUUCUUUGAUGCUGGAUAUCAAAGACAUGUCGGAGGCCGACAAACUAUACAAUUUCACAUCAGGAUUACAAGUGUGGGCUCAACUUGAGCUAAGAAGGCAGGGGGUGCGUGACCUCCCAUCUGCCAUGGCUGCUGCUGAUGCCUUGGUUGAUUUUCGACAGAGCAAAGAAGAUGGGGAGAAACCUAAACCUAAGUCGAAAGACAAGGGUAAGAAGAAGGUGGGCAAUGAGAAGCCCAAGUUCAAGGGGAAAACCGACAAGGGCAAGGGCAGGGUUGUUGACAAACCGCAGCCCAACAAGAACAAUCUUGGUUGCUUCAUAUGCAAUGGUCCCCAUAGGGCAAGGGAUUGCCCAAAGAAGGAGAAGCUGAAUGCUCUAGUCACAGAGGAAGGUCCAGAAGCUGGGGGUGGGGAAUUUCAAGCUCGAAUGAACCCCCUCCAGAUGCGGUUGAAUGCUCUAAAGGCAGAACCAUCUACUGUGCUAAUGUAUGUUCCUGUGGAGGCCAACUCCUCAAAGUCCACGGCCAUGCUAGACACAGGGGCUACACACAACUUCGUGGCAGCACGCAUGAUAACUAGGUUGGGGCUAAAGCUGAGCAAGUGCCCAAGCAAGCUGAAGGCAGUGAACUCAGAAGCCCAGCCAGUGGUGGGUAUUGCUCAUGCAGUCUCCUUGAAGGUUGGAGAGUGGACAGGAGAGGUAAACUUUCUUGUGGUUCCCUUGGAUGAUUUUGAUAUUAUUCUUGGAAAUGAGUUCUUUGUGCUGGCUGAGGCAGCACCCAUGCCCUUUUUGAGGGGAAUGUUGAUCAUGGACAAGGCACACCCUUGCUAUGUGAAGGCCAUUAAGGAGGCACCACCUCCCCAUGGCAGUAGUAAGGAUGGUGCCCUCUCAGCCAUGCAACUCAAACAUGGCCUGAGAAGAGGAGAUGUUACUUACUUGGCUGCUUUGAGAGAAGUCAAGGAGGAGUCGUGUGUGGAUGCACCAGAACAGGUGCUGAGUUUGUUGGAAGAGUUUGAGGAUGUCAUGCCUCCUGAGUUGCCCAAAACUCUUCCUCCUAGACGAAAUGUUGACCAUAGAAUUGAGUUGCUGCCUGGUUCAACACCACCUGCUCGUGCACCAUACAGAAUGUCGCCAAAAGAGUUGGCAGAAUUGCAGAGGCAGCUUACUGAGUUGCUGGAAACAGGUUUCAUCCAGCCCUCCAAAGCUCCCUAUGGUGCCCCAGUGCUCUUCCAAAAGAAGAAGGAUGGAUCGCUUCGAAUGUGUGUGGAUUAUAGGGCUUUGAACAAGGUUACAGUGAAGAACAAAUACCCUGUGCCCCUUAUCCAAGACCUCUUCGAUCGAUUGAGCAGGGCAUCCUACUACACCAAGCUGGACUUGCGUUCUGGUUAUUGGCAAGUGAGAAUUGCAGAGGGGGAUGAGCCCAAGACAACCUGUGUAACUCGGUAUGGCUCUUUUGAAUUUCUUGUGAUGCCUUUUGGCCUCACCAAUGCCCCUGCUACCUUUUGCAACCUUAUGAAUGAUGUCUUUUAUGAUUACAUAGAUAAAUUUGUGGUUGUCUAUCUUGAUGACAUUGUGGUAUACAGUGAGUCUUUUGUUAAUCAUUUAAGCCAUCUAAGGUUGGUUCUAACUCGGUUGAGGGAGAACUCUCUUUAUGUAAAGAAAGAGAAGUGUGAGUUUGCUCGCAGGGAGAUUCUGUUCCUAGGCCACAAAAUCAGUGCAGGGAAGAUAUUAAUGGAUGAAGGCAAGGUGAAGGCCAUCCAAGACUGGUCACCACCCAAGACAGUGUCGGGAUUGCGCUCGUUCCUUGGGCUGGCCAACUAUUACAGAAAGUUCAUUGCUGCCUAUUCAAAGAAGGCAGCUCCCCUCACUGACCUGCUGAAGAAAGAUAGGCAGUGGCGUUGGACAGAUCAAUGCCAGGCCGCCUUCGACAAGUUGAAAGCUGCUGUUGCAAGUGAACCUGUCCUGCACCUGCCUGACUUUGAACUACCAUUCGAAGUACACACUGAUGCCUCAGAUAGAGCCAUUGGGGGUGUGUUGGUGCAAGAAGGGCAUCCAGUUGCCUAUGAGAGCAGAAAGUUGAAGGAGGCUGAGCAGAGGUAUUCUGCCCAUGAGAAAGAAAUGCUGGCUGUUGUUCAUUGUUUGCUAGUAUGGAGAGUAUACUUGCUGGGAACCAAGUUUGUGGUGCGCACCGACAAUGCUGCCAACACCUUCUUUCAAACUCAAAAGAAGUUGUCAGCAAAGCAGGCUCGAUGGCAGGAGUUUUUACAAGAGUAUGACUUUGUGUGGGUACACAAACCUGGCAAACACAACCAGGUUGCUGAUGCAUUGAGCCGCAAGGAGCACGAUCCAGGUGGCAGGUUGCUGCUGGAAGUGACCUUGUUGCACCAUGCUGUGGGUUGCAGCCAGGUGGCAGCCCACAGCAGCAAAGCUCUCCCUCCUGGUGGCUAUAAGAGGGCUGUUGGGGCUCUCAUUCGAGGAAGCUGGAAGCUACAUUGUGAGGGAGUCUUGUGA
Corylus avellana is the source of this 4380-nucleotide messenger RNA. NCBI's taxonomy places the organism in Eukaryota, Viridiplantae, Streptophyta, Magnoliopsida, Fagales, Betulaceae. The record is from RefSeq and is a predicted model, not a curated record.